GUCUUUAGCUUUGCAUCUAUUUCAAAACCUUUUAUUUUGAAAAUGAUUCACUUAUUAAGUGCUUAUUUCAGCAAAAGGAAAGAUCGGAUGCUCUGAAUAAGAAUGUUGCAUCCAUAGGAAAUGCACUGAGUAAAACUCUGGCUGUAGGAAAAACAUCAACAAUUGGAACUCCUACUCUAUUAGUUAAUGUUGCCAGAACAAGUGGCAAUGAUCUAGCAGCUACUGAAUUUCCUUCAGGAAAUGAUGGAAGCUCUAUAGCACUAUCUGGUGGCCUUGUCAGCAAUGAACCAGUCAACAUACAGCUUACCAACACAAAGGGCAACAUAGCAGCAUUUGCUGAAGGGGCUGAUAGUGUUACAUCAGGGAUCAAUACUCUAAGCCUAUUCAAUGAAGAAGGUGCUGUCAAACCAGAUGGAGUCGUAAUACAACAGAGCUUCAAUGUAGCUGACUUUGUGAAAAGGCCAGGCCAGAAAAUUAAAGGAAGAAGAGGGAAAAUGGCAUAUAUCAAGACAGAAACUUGUGAAAAGCAAGAUAUGCAGAUAUCAAUGUCAGAUGGCAAAGAUAACCAGGUCUUCAAAAUAGCAAUUAAGUGUGGUGAAUAUCCCAAAAAUCCAAAAGAUAGCAAUUGUGAUGUCAUAACAUUCAAGCCUGCAGAAAGUGAUGUCAUAAUUGUUCCAUAUGAGUGUGUGGCAGACUGUGUCUGUGAUGGGGAUAUCACUAUUGGAGCACUGAUACGUACCAAGAAAGGAGGAAGAGGUAAAAGACAAGCAGACAAUAGCAACACAACAGUUGAAGAUGAUGACUACUCUGAUUACAUUGACUGGAACACUAUUAGUGAGGCUGAACUGGAGGAUAUGGGAAUAGACCCUGAUGAUGCAGGAGACAUGCCUGAUACAGAUGUAGCUAGUGUUGGCUGUAAGGUCUUCAAUGGAACUGAUUGGGUAUCAGAUGGAUGCAGGAUCUCCCCAUUGUCCACAGCAAACAAUACAAAGUGUGAUUGUGAUUUGGCAGAGACACCUGCUUUCACAUUUGCCACAUCAUUCAUGGUCAUGCCCAACACCAUCGACUUCAAUGCUGUCUUUGCUAACUAUGACUUUGGGCGUAACGCUGCAGUAUUUGCCACGCUGUUAGCAUUACUUGCAAUAUAUAUUCCCAUAGUGAUCUGGGCUCGCAGAAAUGAUAACAAGGACAUUCUAAGAUGGGGUGUGACCCUGUUGAAAGAUAACGACCCUGAUGAGCACUACUUUUACAUCAUCAAUGUAUAUACUGGGAUGAGACGUGGUGCUGGGACAAAGUCUAAGAUCAGCUUCAUACUUGCUGGUCAGGAUGAGGACACUGGAGUUAGACAAUUAGACGAUGGCCUACGAACCGAGUUUGGCAGGGGCACUGUGCUAAGGUUCUUAUGUAGUACCCCCGAAUCUCUGGGGCAGUUGAAGUACAUACGUAUGUGGCAUGAUAACUCAGGUGGGGGAGAGAAUUCAUCUUGGUAUCUGGCUAGAGUUCUGGUCCAGGACAUUCAGACUGAUGAUACAUUUGUGUUUGUCUGUGGUAAAUGGCUUGGUGUAGAGAUGGGUGAUGGUGAGAUAGAACGUUUGAUUCCCGCAGCAGAGUCUGACACUUUACGUACAUUCAAUCAUCUAUUUGACGACAAUGCAAGGAAGCGAGUCACUGAAGACCAUCUUUGGUUCUCUAUUCUGAUGCGUCCUCAAAGGAGUAACUUCACCAGAGUCCAGAGAGUCUCAUGUUGUCUCUCACUCUUGUUUCUCACUAUGAUUGCUAACUGUAUGUUCUUUGGCCAAGAGAAUGCUGUUGAUAACCCUAUGGUGAUCUCUGUUGGUCCAUUGAGCUUUGGCAUACACACUAUUUGGAUAUCAUUUAUUAGUAUCCUAGUAGUGAUGCCUGUCAGUCUAGUGUGUGUUGAGCUGUUUAAAAGAGCAAGACCUAGGAAAACUCAGAUAGGCACAGGUGUUAACCCAACAGAUUCGGGCGAUGAGAAACCAAUCGGUUGCUGCAAUAAACUUCUUCAUAAUGUCCCAAUAAGAGGCCGUGUGUACAUGCCUAUUGACCAAGAGGAAAAAACGUUGCCUUACUGGGUUGCCUAUAUAGGAUGGACAUUGGUAGUUCUGUCUGUUGUUGCAUCAGGUUUCUUCAUUCUGCUCUAUACGCAGCAAUGGGGGGAGGAAAAGUCAAGUCAGUGGCUGAGCACCUUCAUGCUCUCAUUUUUCCAGUCCCUCCUCGUCAUGGACCCUGUCAAGGUGGCAGUUAUAGCAGCUGCCCUGUCAAUCAUAUUCCGUAAGCCACGCCUUAUUGGAGACACAAUUGAGAUGAACACCCUGAAGGAAGAUGAAGAAUACAUACAGCAAAACACAUCAGAGAGGAAUGCUGCUACAAGAGCCAAAUACUAUAAGCCAAUGAGCAAAAGAAAAAUCAGAGAAUUUCGAAAGGAGCGUCACAGGGAGAUAGCUCUUCAAGGGCUCACCAGGGAGAUUGUGCUCUACGUUAUCUUUAUGUGGAUAAUAUACAGCAUCAGUCAGAGUAACCGAGAUGACAUGAGUUACCGUAUCACUGAGGUCCUCAGUAAAUCCAUACUGGAUGAUCUCACCACUUCAAUGAAACCAGAGGGAUUUUAUGAGACCAACACCAGAAAGAAGUUUAUGGAAUGGAUGGAUGAGGAGCUACUCCCUGUCAUGUUUGCAGAUGUCGACUAUAAAGGGGACAAACUCACCUGGAAGGACCAGUUGUACAUGGAGGACCUUGCCAACUUCAGAGUAGGACCUAUGAGACUGAGACAGUUACGACAGAAGGAAGAUUUAAGUGAACCUAAUACCCUGGAGCCAAAUGUGGUUGUUAAUACCACCGAUGGAACACCAACAUGUGAAAGAGCAAAAUAUGGCUGGUACGAGUUUGGCAAUGAAGAAGAUAGAGACUUUUGUCUGGGUUGGAAGUCUCAGCCCUGUCCCCCUGCGGAGGCUCCCUAUAGCUGGUCAUCACCUGCUUGGAACUACACAUCUGCCUUUGAUGUCUGGGGUAUCCCAAUCCUUGGUUUGGUAGACACCUACAGUGGUGGUGGAUACAUAGCUACCUUGGAUACCACAUACCCUAUUGCUAGACUGACUCUCAAUGAAAUGUGGAAGAACUUUUGGAUUGAUCGUCAAACCAGAGUUGUGUUCAUUGAGUUUACUGUAUAUAAUGCCAACAUCAAUAUCUUCACAGUAGUAACCUUGAUGGCUGAGUUCCCUGCCAGUGGGGGUAUCAUACCCUAUGCUACUCUGCACUCGUUCAGGCUCUAUAUGCAUGAGGGUGCACAAGGACUGUACAAUCUGGCCUGCGAAAUCAUAUUCAUUAUAUUCCUGGGGUACCUCAUAUACCAGCAGUUCAAUGUGUGUAGGCGUGUAGGACGUAAGGGCUAUUUCAGCGCAGGCUGGCACGUUUUUGAUUUCCUCACCAUCAUUGGAUCCUUGAUUGCGAUUGUGAUGUACUUCAUGCGCUACGCUAUGACAAGAGAGACGAUGAACAAGUUUGCUGAGGACCCUAAGGCAUUUGUUGACUUCAACCAUAUCGCCCAGUGGGACCAGAUCUUAGGCUGGACUGUUGCUUUCCUGGUGUUCUUCUUCACGUGCAAGUUCCUGCGUAUCUUGAGAUUUAACAAGCGCAUGGGAUGGUUAAGUGCAGUCCUCUCUGCUGCUUCAAAAGAUCUUGCCAACUUCUCAUUCAUUUUCUUUGUUAUGCUAUUCGGGUUUACUACAUUUGCUUAUGUUGUAUUCGGGCAACAUGUCAAGGGUUUCUCAACAAUGGGCCGAUCAGUUGGAAGUUUGUUGGCUCACAUUCUUGGAGAUAUCCAAUAUGAGGACAUUGUCACAGUCAACGUUGGACUUGCUCAGUUCUUCUUCCUCUUCUUCACUGGUCUCUUCACCAUGGUUCUCAUUCAUAUGUUCAUCUGCAUCGUGAAUAUUGCCAUCUACACUGUGAAGAAGAACACUAAGAUGGUCCCAAAUGAGUAUGAGGUGAUUGACUACAUCUUGGAAAGCUUUGGAGAAUGGGCUAAUAUAAAGUGGCUUAUGCCAAAGAGACCAAAGAAGAAAAGAGAUGGUUAUGAUCCAGACUCUGUAGAAGCUCUAAAGGAGAGACGCACCAAGGUACUCUGUGAGUUAAUGGUCCAACAAUGGGUUGACAUUCUCCAUAAGGUGGACUUUGAGACAAAGCAAUAUGUAAUGAAGGUAGAUGAGUUAGCAAAUAGAAGUCCAAAAGAUCCAACAUCACCUACUACAUCUACAGAGGAAAAUGGCUCCAAACAGGAGGAUAACAACAGAGGAAAAGAGAGCAAUGAUGUGAAAAAGGAUGACAAUAUUUCUUUGAUAUCUGAGAGUGUUUCUAGAGAAGGUACUGGACUUGCAGAAGUUGAAACUUAAAUGUUGAAAAGGGUAGUCAGUUCUUAGUUCUCGUUGAGUUGAGAGAUUUAAUUUAAACUGAAAGUGUGAAGACGAAGCUCUCUUUUAAGAAGUGAAGUUGAACGAAUGCAAAG
Messenger RNA from Owenia fusiformis, 4522 nucleotides. NCBI's taxonomy places the organism in Eukaryota, Metazoa, Annelida, Polychaeta, Sabellida, Oweniidae. The record is from the annotation of a GenBank genome assembly.